Penicillium soppii is the source of this 1965-nucleotide messenger RNA. RefSeq names its product type-X family DNA polymerase. The transcript has a single exon. Gene Ontology annotation, cellular component: nucleus. Gene Ontology annotation, biological process: double-strand break repair via nonhomologous end joining. The record is from RefSeq and is a predicted model, not a curated record. NCBI's taxonomy places the organism in Eukaryota, Fungi, Ascomycota, Eurotiomycetes, Eurotiales, Aspergillaceae. The coding region runs from base 1 to 1965 and encodes 654 amino acids. Gene Ontology annotation, molecular function: DNA binding; DNA-directed DNA polymerase activity.
AUGAUUGAUGAUCCAGGCUUGUCUUUGAAGGACAAGCCUCGUCAAGGUUCCAUCUUCUCUGCCCAGCCACCAAUUUUUAUUCUGCCAACACAUCUAUCCCUUGAAUCCUUAGACGAAGCAGAAGCCCGGCUCCUUGAGAAUGGAGGGAAUUUGACUUACGACAUCGCCGAAGCCGGAUUGAUCAUAGGAAAGAUUAAUCGUCCAAAACGUGCUGCGUUGGAGCUGCGCUCACGCGGUAUAUGGACAGAAGAAAGUACCUCAGUCUCGGCCUCGGUGUCAUCCGCUGGCAGUGCGCAGCCUCCCGCUAAGCGCAGACGAACUGAGCUUCGUACUGGAACCAGGGACGUUCCGGUGGAGGUCGUCGAUCUCAGUACUGAGUCUGAAAGCGAGGAGGAUGGAAUCAGAACUCAACAUGACCCCACAAAACACCUUGUAACAAAAGCGCCUCCAUCCGAUAACUCAAUCACUGUCCUGAAGCUCGAGUGGCUAGAGGCUUCCAUAGCGGCAGGGCAAUGUCUACCCCAAAAGCCGUACAUGGUAUAUUAUGGACGCAAGAUCCCCUCUCCCACCACAACAGCUGCCGAGAAAAAGCAAUUUGACCAAAUGUCGAGCCAAAUAAUUCAGCGCGCAAAACAAGACGCCAGCCAUCCACCACCAUUAACCCAAUCAGAACACAUCAACACCCGACGCUCCAAAGAGCCCCCAGACACCAGUCCGCGCCGCCCGAAACUCCACCGCCAAACAACAUCCGAGCAAGAAGAAAAAGACCCCCCGCCCCAACCAGACUGGGUCCGUAACCAUGUCUUAUUAGCAUGCAUGCGCUCCGCCCCACUCCACCCCCCAAACGAAGACUUCAUCUCCCAACUUGUCAAAAUCCGACGCAUCCGCGAGCUCACACUCGACGAGAUCGGCGUCCGCGCAUACAGCACUUCAAUCGCCUCUCUGGUGUCGUAUCCGCACGCACUCCGGCGCCCGAGCGAAGUCCUCGCAUUGCCAGGGUGCGAGGCCAAAAUCGCAGACCUAUUCGCGCAGUACCAGGAACACGGCGGCUGCGCACAUACCGACGACGAUGGUGCCAUUGCUGCUGCUGACGCGCUGGACUCGGAUCCUGUACUGCGGGUGUUGAAUUCGUUCUAUCAGAUUUGGGGCGUGGGCGCGAAGACGGCAAGGGAGUUUUAUUAUGCUCGUGGGUGGCGCGAUCUAGAUGAUAUUGUUGAGCAUGGGUGGAAUAGCCUAUCGCGGGUGCAGCAGAUCGGGUUGAAAUUCUACGAUGAGUUCCAAGAAGGUAUUCCUCGGUGCGAAUCGGAGUCGAUUGCGAAUGUCAUUCGGGAUCAUGCGAGUCGGGUAAGGCCUGCUGCGGGCUUGGUCGAGUGUGUUAUUGUUGGCGGGUAUCGUCGGGGGAAGGAGUCUUCUGGUGAUGUUGAUGUUAUCUUGACUCAUCGUGAUGAUUCGGUUACUCACAAUCUUAUUGUUGAUCUUGUUAGUAGUUUGGAGAAAGCGCAUUAUAUCACUCAUACGCUGUCAUUGCAUUUGACUUCUUCAAUGCGGGAGCAGCAGACUUUACCUUUUCGUGGUGAUGAUUCGAGGAGGGGGUUCGAUACGCUUGACAAGGCGCUUGUUGUUUGGCAAGAUCCGCGUUUUGAUCAUGGGUCUAGCCAUUCCGAGGACGGAAAGAAAAAUACCAAUAUUCAUCGUCGGGUCGAUAUCAUUAUCUCCCCGUGGCGCACUAUCGGCUGUGCGGUUCUCGGCUGGUCUGGCGAUACAACAUUUCAACGGGACUUGAGACGACACGCGAAGAAAACUCGCUCGUGGAAGUUUGAUUCGAGCGGUGUGCGUGCUCGAGGUCCUGGUGGCCACGUUCUUGAUUUGGAGUCUGGUGGGGAGACAUGGCAGGAAAGAGAGAGGCUUGUUAUGGAGGGAUUGGGGAUUGGUUGGAGGCCUCCUGAAGAACGUUGUACGAGAUGA